AAUGAAUCUCGCAGGGGCAUUGCUAUAAGUUUGUAAAUAGAAACAUGCAUUGUGCUCAAACAUAAUCGGUCUCGUCAAUACCUCUUCGUCAUCAGUCGUCCACUUUUUUAGCUCGACCCAUCCAUCGUCAUCACGUUCGCAUCAAACAAUGGACGCUAUCGUAGACCUCAAGAAGACGGACUUUACUGCUACUGUUCAUGAUACUGCCUAUCCAGCCAUCUCGCCUACCAGACCUGAACUCAGUCAAUCGGGUCGAGUGGUGCUGAUCACUGGGGGCGGGACUGGGAUCGGCAAGGCCAUUGCACAGAACUUUGUUAUCGCUUCGGCAUCUCACGUUGUCAUCGUUGGAAGACGCUUGCAAGUCCUCGAAGCCGCCGCUUCCGAGCUCAAAAAGAAAGCACUUGAAGUGGGCAGUCCAAGUCAAGUUCUGACGUUCAAAGCCGACGUGACGGUCAAAUCCGACGUCGUUGGCAUUUUCGACGACAUUGCAUCUAAGGGCCUACUCGUUGAUGUUCUGGUUCUGAAUGCCGCCAAAUUCGCAAAGCUUACACCUUUGAUAGAUCUUGGAAUGGACGAGCUGUGGACACAUAUGGAAGCGAACGUCAAAGGCCCGAUGUUGAUUGCUGAGAGGUUCCUGAAACAGAAUCUCAGCAAGAAGAAGUUUCUCGUAAAUGUCACUACCGCCGCAAUUCAUCAGCAGCACCACCCAUUGAUAACAACCUUGGCGCCCUACGUUCUCAGCAAGUCCGCGGGUACUCUCUUUGUACAGCUUCUUGCCAGACAAGUACCACAGGAUCAAUUGCAAGUCGUCACCAUGCAUCCCGGCACUGUCUUUGCGGACGGCUUCAAAGACCUGGGAAUAACCGAGGAUAUGGUGCCAUUUGACCAGGCGGAUCUUCCAGGCGCUUUUGCAGUGUGGGCGGCAUCAGAGGAGGCUGCCUUUGUCCAUAAUCGCCUAGUAUGGGCAUCGUGGGAUGUGAACGAGCUGGCUCAUGGAGAUGUGAGGAAACGAAUCGAGCAGGAUGAAGACUACCUCAGAAUCAGUGUCAUCGGAUUCGACCUUGGCAAGCGUGCGAAAAGGGACUGAUUGGCCCCGAGAUUGU
This is a messenger RNA of Paraphaeosphaeria sporulosa, 1103 nucleotides long. RefSeq names its product NAD(P)-binding protein. Lineage: Eukaryota; Fungi; Ascomycota; Dothideomycetes; Pleosporales; Didymosphaeriaceae. Gene Ontology annotation, cellular component: cytosol. Gene Ontology annotation, molecular function: oxidoreductase activity. The transcript is spliced from 3 exons. The record is from RefSeq and is a predicted model, not a curated record. The coding region runs from base 149 to 1087 and encodes 312 amino acids.